Molecule: messenger RNA, 1067 nt
Organism: Arachis stenosperma
Lineage: Eukaryota; Viridiplantae; Streptophyta; Magnoliopsida; Fabales; Fabaceae
Product: WAT1-related protein At3g30340-like
Exons: 6
Coding region: 30-1067 (345 amino acids)
Cellular component (GO): plasma membrane
Molecular function (GO): transmembrane transporter activity
Source: RefSeq, a predicted model, not a curated record
AGUAAAAAGCAAAGAAAAAUAUUGUUAAGAUGUUGAUGCAUUGCAGGGGUUUGUUUAAGCCAGUUAUUAUCUUGAUUAUUGUUAACUUAGCUAUGGCUAUUGUAAAUUUACUUAUGAAGAAGGUUCUUAAUGGAGGAAUGGACAACAUGUCCAUUGUAACAUAUAGACAAGCAGUUUCAUUUAUCUUCAUGGCACCUAUUGCCUGCUUGUAUGAAAGGAAACACAAAUUGGAGGCUCACAUAAUAUGUCUCCUUUUCCUCAGCUCUCUUGUCGGAGUAACACUCACCCAAUACAUAUUUCUUCUUGGACUUGAAUAUACGUCUGCAACGUUCUCAUGUGCAUUCCUCAAUGCUGUGCCAGUAUUCACCUUCAUCGUGGCACUGCCAUUUGGGAUAGAGAAGGUAAACAUCACAAGCAAGAGUGGGAAAGCCAAAAUCUUAGGGACUGUUGUGUGUAUUGGUGGAACUUUGGUAUUGAUCCUCUAUAAAGGAAUGCCCUUAAUCAACCCCCAAGCACAACACACAGCAAACGAAGCAUCAAGUGGUCCUCCAGCCAGAAAGUUAGAAAAAUGGAUCAUAGGUUCAAUAUUUCUGAUUACAGGGUGCCUUCUUUGGUCUUCAUGGUUUAUCAUACAAGCAAAGAUUAGCAAAAGAUAUCCAUGUCAAUACUCUAGCACAGCUAUUUUGUCCCUAUUUUCUGCCAUUCAAUCAGCAAUAUUAACAUUAAUCAUCAAGGGAAAUAAUGCCUCCUGGAUUCUCAAAGGAAAGCUUGAAAUAAUGAGUGUUAUAUAUGCUGGGUUGGUGGGAUCAGGCUUGUGCUAUGUGGCAAUGUCAUGGUGUGUCAAACAAAGGGGUCCAGUUUUUACUUCAGCAUUUACCCCCCUUGUACAAAUAUUUGUGGCAGUGCUUGAUUUCUCUAUAUUAAAGGAAGAAAUUUACCUAGGAAGUGUUGUAGGAUCGGCCUUGGUUAUUACUGGCUUGUAUAUUCUUCUGUGGGGGAAAAGUAACGAGAACGCACCAUGUGUCAAGGAUGCACAAGCAAGCCAACAAGAUGUAGAAUUGCAAUAG